UCUCUCUCUCUCUCUCUCUCUCUCUGUGUGUGUGUGUGUGUGUGUGUGUGUGUGUGUGUGUGUAUUAUUGCAGAAUAUUUUAUUUCACUACCAAUAAAAUUAAUGCAUCAGUUUGGCUGCUUUUAAGGUGCUAAACAGUGAUCAAAAUGGAAGUGCUUAUUUUUAAGCCGUAAAGGUAAAGGACCCCAUGACAGUUAAGUCCAGUCAAAGGUGACUGGGGUUGUGGCGCUGAUCUCACUUUCAGGCCGAGGGAGCCAACAUUUGUCCACAGACAGCUUUCUGGGGUCAUGUGGCCAGCAUAACUAAACUGCUACUGGCGCAACAGAACACCGUGACGGAAACCAGAGUGCACGGAAACGCCAUUUACCUUCCUGCCGCAGCGGUACCUAUUUAUCUACUUGCACUGGCAUGCUUUAAAACUGUGAGGUUGGCAGAAGCUGGGACAGAGCAAUGGGAGCUCACCUGCAAAAGGUUAAUUAAUAUAUGUCAUUAAAACAACUCUGCAUGUAUGCAAACGUGAUAUGAAGGCUGGCAACAUUAACCCUGCCCUUGCAGGUGACUGCAGUGCCUUGAGACAAUCAAGUUGUGUAUCCACAGCAGUGACCAGAGGAGGAACGACCGCUGGGAGGAUUGCAGAAAGAGAAACGCCAUGGUAUGCCUGCAUCAGCAAUAGCCAGACGCCUUCACCUGCCUCAGCUGCAACAAAGCAUGUCUCUCCAACAGUUUGACUUCACCCCCGAAGGCACACUCUUCCAUUGCCUCCCGAGACAGGCGGAUGCCAACAGCAACAACACAUGAAAAUGUUAAACAAAAACUCAACCUAAAGCCAACCUAAACACCUUAAAGAAAGUGAAACAGAAAUUCGAAAGUUUCAAACAUGUACUGUAAUAUAUAGGGUCCAAUCUUAUGGGCCAGGGAAAGCCUGAACAGAAAGAUAAGCCUUCUUCACAGGCGGUCUGAAGAAACUGCUGUUUCACUUUGAGUUACCUAACAUUUUCCCGUAACUGAUUAGGUUAUCUCUCCCUUGCCUGCACUUGAAUACCCUUGCAGAACACCAUGGAGACAUUUGCAACCUGUCUCAACCUCCACUGCUGACCAGCCUUUGCGCUCCAGAGAUGUUCUGAAAAAGAGGUAAAACUAUGAACUAAGUCCUCUGCCACAAAGUCCGGAGAGGACAGGAGAGAGUGUGCGCAGCUGAAGUGAGAAGAUAAACUACCCUAUCAUCAAACAACUGUUUAUCAAGGAUAUUGAGGAGCAAGAUAAAUUCAUUUGCAGAAAAACUUUCAUUGUUGACUGAGAUUAUCCAGACUAUAUUGAAAAAUACAGACAUGAACGUAGAUAUAGCAAUCAAGAUAUAUGAGAGGUUUAUGGAGGUUUUCAGUGAUGGUGGAAUGAAGGAAGCAACUUCUGAGGUGAAAGAGGAGAUGGAGGAGAUGGAAAACACUGAGCUUGACAUUGCCAUCACUGGAGAGACGGGCUCUGGGAAAUCAUCCCUCAUCAAUGCUCUCCGAGGCAAGAAGGCAGAAGAUGAUGGUGCUGCCCCUGUAGGAGUGACAGAAACUACACUGAAUCCAAAGGUUUAUACGCAUUCUAACGACCCCAAAGUGAAAUUCUGGAACCUGCCAGGAAUUGGAUCCCCAGAUUUCUCCCCAGAGAGUUACCUUAAGAUGGUGGAUUUCCCCAGCUAUGACUUCUUUAUCAUUGUUGGCUCAGAGAAAUUCCGAUCCAACCACACUGACCUAGCUCAGGCAAUCCAGGAGAUGGAGAAGAAGUGUUAUUUUGUGCGCUCCAAAGUAGAUGCAGAUCUAGACAACAUGGAAAGGACUUACCCAAAUACCUUCAAUGAAGAGGAAGUCCUUGAGAAGAUGAGGAAUGACUUAAAGAAGCAGCUUAAGAAGUGCUUCAGGAGCACCAUCCCUCAAGUCUUUCUGAUCUCCUCCUGGGACCUUGCCAAGUAUGACUUCCCCCGACUGGUGGAGACGUUGGAGAAAGAUCUGCCCAGCCUAAAGAGACAUGCAUUCCCGCUCAGCCUUCCCAUGUUUUCCCCUGAAGUCACGGAAAAGAAGAAAUCUGUGCUGAAGAGCCACAUAUGGAAAAUAUCCCUGGCGUCUGCUGGCAUCAAUGCUAUUCCCAUUCCAGCCCUUCCUGUGGCUUGUGAUGUUGCCCUCUUGCUUGGGUCCAUGGUUGCCUUCUGCAAGAGAUUUGAGCUGGAUGAUGACUCCCUGGCUAGGCGGGCCAAAUUGGCCAGGAAGCCUGUUGAGAAAUUGAAGGCCGUGAUGAAGUCUCCUCGGAUGGAAGAAAUUACCAGGGAUCUCAUUAUAAAGAAAAUAACCGAUUCUGCAAGAACAUUAAUCCCGCAUUAACUAGUUAGAAGCUUGGUAGCAGCAGGGGUGUCUUUUACCAGCACUUAUUGGAUGCUGUUGAGCUUCAUCAAUAAUCUAGCUGAGGAUGCUGAAAGGGUUCGAAAGAAAGCCCUAGAACCAGAGCACUAGGCAGAGCACCCAGGUAGACAUGAUGCAACUCAAGGUGAAGUAGGAACUGCUGCUGCUCUGAUGACAAAAAUGUUCCCACUUUGGCACCCUUUUUCAUACCCAUUUUGGCCAGUUCUUAUAGCUGAUAUGCCUACGGCAAUACAACACAAUCAAGCUUUUAAAAGUAGAAAUAAAAAGCAACUUUCAAUUUUGUAAAGUCCUUUGGAGACAAGCGUGCCAGGCAGGUACACCACUGCUCUUAUGAAUUGAAUUGGUCAUCCCACCCUUAGAGAUUCAUUAAACAUGUCGUGUCCACAAUGAAUGCUAUUUUUAACUGAUACUUUUAAAAUAUACUCAUAUGUAAAACUAGACACAUUUGUCAUAUUGAUGUAACAUCCUAUCGAAACCUCUCUAUGUAACUUCUACCCAGGUAUGCCUUUAAAAAAGAGAAUUGUUUGAUUUUGAUGUAGUUUUAUUAGAUGUUGCUAUAAUUAUUUCAUUAGAUGAUAGUAGGCAAUAAUCGAAAUUAAUGUAGAAGUUGAAGUGUAGGUGUUUUGGGCAUAUAGUUUUUUUCUUUCAUGAAGUUUUCUGUGAACUGCCCUGAGACCUCUGGGUAUAUGGCGGUAUAUAAAUUCAAUUAAUAAUAAUAAUAAUAAUAAAGUUGCAGAUUUUGUGGAAUGCAGUCUUGCUUUUCUUCAAUAAUUCAGAAAGCGUAGGGGGAAAAACCACCUCCUUCAAAGGAGAAUUUGGGAAUAAAUAUCCCUUCCUUGGAGCAUCUCUCUCUCUCAUUUGGCCUAUGUAAUAUUUUGCUUCCUGCCCAAUUCUAGCCUUGCUGAUUCAGGCAAUUAUGAUUUGCUUAAGGUUUAGUCAAGGUUUCCCAGCCUUAACAAUAUUUCAGAUUUGUACUGCUAACAUAUUAUACUGUGUUUAUGUUAUUAACCUCAUUUAUCUUAUUUUCUGUAG
Messenger RNA from Zootoca vivipara (common lizard), 3434 nucleotides. RefSeq names its product interferon-inducible GTPase 5. Gene Ontology annotation, molecular function: GTP binding; GTPase activity. Lineage: Eukaryota; Metazoa; Chordata; Lepidosauria; Squamata; Lacertidae. Gene Ontology annotation, cellular component: membrane. The record is from RefSeq and is a predicted model, not a curated record.